Pocillopora verrucosa is the source of this 2540-nucleotide messenger RNA. Its product is annotated as solute carrier family 49 member 4. Gene Ontology annotation, cellular component: intracellular membrane-bounded organelle; membrane. Gene Ontology annotation, molecular function: transmembrane transporter activity. Lineage: Eukaryota; Metazoa; Cnidaria; Anthozoa; Scleractinia; Pocilloporidae. The record is from RefSeq and is a predicted model, not a curated record. Gene Ontology annotation, biological process: transmembrane transport.
UUUCAAUCAUAAACAAACGAGCAUGGCCGAUAAGGUUCUGUCGGUGAGUCGGAGUUUUCUCUCAAAAAAAGAUAAGGACUCCGUCACAGACUCCUGCUCCGUGUACAGAAGGAGAUGGUACAUCUUGAUCGUAUUCUCUUUGAUCGCUGGAGUGCAGGCAGCGGCUUGGAACACGUGGGGUCCUAUAGCGGGAUCCGCUGAAGAUGUUUUUGGCUGGAGCGAUGGAACGAUCGCGCUCCUCGAGAACUGGGGGCCGAUCGCCUAUAUUGUGUCCUUCGCACUCUUUUCAUGGCUUUUGGACGUCAAAGGUUUAAGGAUCUCAGUUCUAGUAACAGUUGCACUGAUGUUUGUAGGAACAGGGAUUAGGUGUAUCACAUCAAAACCCAAACCAGCAACAUGGCUAAUACACACGGGUCAAUUUUUUAAUGACCUUGCUGCACCAGUUGCCAUGGGUGCUCCACCCUUGGUGUCCUCUACAUGGUUCCCCCCUAAUCAGAGAGCAACAGCAACAGCAAUCUCAUCAUUAAUGAGUUAUGUUGGAAUAUCAAUAUCAUUUGGAGUAGGGCCUUUUGUUCUCAAUCCCACAGAAGUUGCAGAUCCUCCCUUGCCUAAUGCAGAUAUUUACAAUAACUCUCACAAGGACAGUGUUUAUUUGGGAAAUAAUAGCACAAACAAGAUGUCUUGGGAUAAGGCUGUGUCUACUGCAAGGUGGCAUAUCAUGCUUUAUAUGUACAUUGAGUUUGGAUUGGUGGCCUUCUUGUUUCUGUGUGUCUUGGUGUACUUCCCAGCAAAGCCUCCCAGGCCACCCAGUUUUUCUGCUGCCAAGAAAAAAGUUGACUAUGUAGAAGGUGGAAAAAGACUCAUCAAAAAUUGCCAGUUCUGGAAUUUAAACAUUCUUUAUGGAGCAACAACAGGUGUUUUCAGUGGAUGGGGAGGAGUGUUGGCAGUGAAUCUCUUGGCAUUCAACUUAAAACAAGAUACUGCUGGUUGGAUUGGUUUCUAUGCCAACAUCACAGGUUGUGUCUUUGGAUUCAUCAUGGCAAGGUUUGCUGAUGUGUUUACCGGGCACAUGAAGUUAUUCCUUAUCUUCCUGUUCCUGGGUUCUACUGGCUCGUUUUUGUGGUUUUCACUUCUCUGUCAAAGAUUUAUUCCAUUUUCAAUAGUGUGGCUGUACAUCUCCGCAAUCCUCGGCGGUUGCUUUAUCAAUGGUUCCAUCCCGCUGUUUUAUGAGCUCACGAUUGAAACAACGUAUCCUAUUGCGGAGGGAAUUCCUAUGGCUGUGGUGACUACCUCUAAUCAUUUAUUCUGCCUGCUGUUUUUGGCUGCAUUGAUGAUUCCCGGAAUAGGAACCUUGUGGAUGAAUUGGUGUAUGGUGGGCAUUUGCGCUGGAUGUAUUCCUCUUUUACUUCUGUUUAAAGAAAAGUACUCUCGCCUUGAACUGGAUGCAGCAAAUAGGAAAGCGAAGCGUACUGGAGCAAUACAAAACACAAGGCAGGACGAGGAAACUCCGCUCAUAUCUUCGGUGGAAAUCGGUUAUGGCGGAGGUGAAAAAAAUGGAGUCCACAACAGGAAUGGUUCAACAACUUCUGAAGUUUAAAUGCUGUACUUAUAGGGCUAUUGACAGUGGGUACAGACUUUAGAGCAAUCUUUGCAUCUUUAAAAAUGAUAACCUUUAAAAUUCAAAUGGAAUGAAAUACCCAAAAUAAGAAUCUGUUCGCUUUGUAUGACGUGUACUGAAAUACCCAAAGUAAGAAUCUGUUCGAGAAGGGGGUUCGCUUUUUAUGACGCCGUGAGGGGCUCCUGAUGACGUGUACAAGGGUGUGUGGUGCCACAGAUUGUCAAUUUAAGUCACUUGCUUUUUUUAUUUUUUGUUUCUUCUUUUUUCAAAAGGUGUUUACUUGGAAUUUUCCUGGCCUGGAUUAUUAAGGAUGUUUGUUUUUAGUACUGCAAUCUGCAAUCGGGCGCUUACUCAAGAAUUCCUAUUGAGCAGCCCGGCAUUAGAACGUACAAAUUUUGCCUUCCCUUUUUCCUGUCUAUCUUGUAGUGAUUUGCCACAGGUAAUAAAUUUUCAAGAUGUAAGACUCCAAGGGUAAUCAGUAAUAUGGCAAUCAUGAUAAAAUUAAUCCGGUCAACCCUUUGACCCAUAACAAUAGUAACUUGCGUCUAAUUCCCCCCCCCCCCCGCUUUUAAUAUUAUCCCCCUGAAUCGAUGGUUAAGGCACAAGAAUAAAGCAAAUUAUUACCAACGUAAGAAGCACUUAGUUCGUAAAGAAAUUCUCCUUGUCAGCACCAUAGAAAAUACAUAGAAAACAGUAUGGAGAAUAUGCAUACUGAUCUCAGGGUGCAAGGGGUUGAUCUUUUCUUGAUACAAUGUAUCGGGGAGGUUUUACUUGACAAAUGUCACGGAAUAUACUUUGAUCCAAAUCUAGUUUUAAUUUUCAAUUAACUGAGAUGAACCUUGUAGCAUCCAGUUUAACAAAAUUAUUAUUGUCGUAUUUGCUUCCUCCUCCGGAAUGUAUUUUGUACAUGUACAUGAAAUGU